This is a messenger RNA of Tinamus guttatus (white-throated tinamou), 1100 nucleotides long. NCBI's taxonomy places the organism in Eukaryota, Metazoa, Chordata, Aves, Tinamiformes, Tinamidae. The record is from RefSeq and is a predicted model, not a curated record.
AUGGCAGAACCCCCCUCCGCUGGGCUGAGCCCAGGGAAGCAGCCGCGGGGCAAUGGGAAACAAGGGGCCCACAAAGCCGGAGAAACCGGUCCCGUUGCCGGUGCAGAGCAGAGGCAGGUUGGGAUCGGCCGGCACUCGCCUCCCGCCUUGGCUCUCCUGCCCCGGCACCCGUUUGUGGGCGCUCCCGUCGCCUCCAGGCUCCUGUCCUGGCUGGAGGUGACAUCCCAGCCCUCUGAGUCCCACAGGGAAUUAAUUCCCAGCCAGCAGGAGGGAUUAGCCCGCGUGGCACACAGGCGUAUUAGGAGGCGCAGCUUCCGCGUGCCGCUCAGCUGGAACGGCCCCUUCAAGCCCAGCAGCGCCAAGUACCCCCUGAUCAUCUUCUCCCACAGCCUGGGCACGUUCCGCACCGUGUACUCGGCCGUGUGCGCGGAGCUGGCGUCCCGCGGCUUCGUGGUGGCGGCGCUGGAGCACAGGGAUCAUUCCGCCUCCGCCACCUAUUUCUGCGCUGGGGAGGCCGGCGAGGAGCUGCGGGAGGAGUGGAUCCCCUACGAACCAGUGCCCCCUGGACAGAAGGAAUUUUAUUUCCGGAAUAAGCAGCUUCACCAGCGAGCGGACGAAUGCGUGCGGGCGCUGCGGCUCUUCGAGGACGUCAGCCGCGGGCGGGCGGCCCCGAACGUCCUGCCCGGCGGCUUCGACCUGUCCGUGCUGCAGGACAGCGUCGACGUGAGCAAAGCGGCUGUCAUGGGACACUCAUUCGGCGCGGUGACGGCGGUGCUGGCCACGGUGAAGGAGCCGCGUUUCGGGUCCCGUCCGCGCCGGCCGGCCUCUCCACAGCCCUCCCUUCCCCUCCUCAGCGGAUCCGUGCACCAGAGCCAGUCUGACAUCACCUUCCUGACCGGGAGGUUCGUCAACCGCAUCCUCACCACGAGGGGCACCCUCGACCCGCACAAGGCCUUGGACAUCACGUGCCAGGCGGCGCUGGCCUUCCUGCAGAGGCACCUCGACCUGAACGAGGACUUUGAUCAGUGGGACCAGCUCCUCGAGGGCAUCGGUGACUCGGUCGUGGCAGACGCUCCUUUGCCCCGCUCCAACCUCUAGCC